AUGGCUGUCGAGUCUGAAAGCAGAGCUCGCUCGUAUGGCCUGCGCAAGCGUCGAUCCUCCCCUGAGCUGCAGAGCCCCCAUGACGACAAGUCUACGCUGGAGCAGGUGCUUGCCACCGCCCGCAAAGUGGUCAUAUUCACUGGCUCGGGCCUGUCGGCCAGUUCAGGCAUGUCCACCUUCAGCACCAAGGGAGGGCUGUAUGAGCGAGCGCAGAAGCGUUUCCGGGUGGUAGACGGCAAGUCCCUCUUCACCUACGCCUUCUACGCCAAGCACCCCCGCCCCGCUCAGGCCUUCCUGGCAGAGGUGCAUGGGGAGGCGGUGCGCGCCACGCCGGCCCCCGGCCACUACGCGCUGGCGCUGCUGUGCAGCCUGGGCCGCCUCUCGCGGCACUACACCCUGAACAUCGACGGCCUGAGCCAGCGCGCCUCCUCCGCCUUCUCCUACAGCAAGGCCUGCGCCUGGCACCCAGACGACAACCCGGGAGGCCUCCUGGUGGAGCUGCACGGCAGCAUCCACCAGUUGGUGUGCGGCGCCUGCGGCGCGACCCGGCAGGCCGCCCCUGCCCAGGUGUCCACGCUGAGGGCGGAGGGCCGCGUCGCCUGCCCCUGCGGCGACCCGGCGGGCAUGCGCUUCCGGGUCAUGCUGUACGACGACGCGGAGGGCGAGCGCAUCACGCCCGACGCCGUGCUGGACGUGAUGGAGGGCGACGUGAAGGCCGCGGACGUGGUGCUCUGGGUGGGCAUCUCCUUCCAGCAAUCAGCCUCCACGCACUACUUCCGCUGUGUGCGGCGCUGGCUGGCCGAGGCGGGGCGCACGCAGGCCUGCCCCCAGGCCGUGGUCAACCCCAGUGACGAGGCGGUGUGGAACCUGCGCACCGCCUCCAGCAACCUGUGUGAGCAGUGA
Molecule: messenger RNA, 903 nt
Organism: Auxenochlorella protothecoides
Lineage: Eukaryota; Viridiplantae; Chlorophyta; Trebouxiophyceae; Chlorellales; Chlorellaceae
Product: NAD-dependent deacetylase sir2D
Exons: 4
Coding region: 1-903 (300 amino acids)
Molecular function (GO): NAD+ binding
Source: RefSeq, a predicted model, not a curated record